This is a messenger RNA of Oncorhynchus tshawytscha (Chinook salmon), 2062 nucleotides long. Its product is annotated as glutamate receptor-interacting protein 1. The transcript is spliced from 12 exons. Gene Ontology annotation, biological process: neurotransmitter receptor transport, endosome to postsynaptic membrane. Lineage: Eukaryota; Metazoa; Chordata; Actinopteri; Salmoniformes; Salmonidae. Gene Ontology annotation, molecular function: nuclear glucocorticoid receptor binding. The annotation marks the transcript as partial. The record is from RefSeq and is a predicted model, not a curated record.
CCAAUCAACCUCUCUCAUACCUCCAUCCUUUCUUCCUCUGCUCCUAGCUCCAUCCAGUAGGAAACCUGGGGACGCUCUCAUCAUCUCCGACAUCAAGAAGGGCAGCGUGGCUCACAGGACUGGGACUCUGGAGCUGGGGGACAAGCUGCUGGCCAUCGAUAACAUCCGGCUGGACAACUGCUCCAUGGAAGACGCUGUUCAGAUUCUCCAGCAGUGUGAAGAACUGGUCAAGCUCAAGAUCCGCAAGGACGAGGACAACUCAGACGAACAGGAGCUGUCUGGAUCCAUCAUCUACACGGUGGAGCUGAAGAGAUAUGGAGGCCCGCUGGGGAUCACCAUCUCAGGCACAGAGGAGCCCUUUGACCCCAUCGUCAUCUCCAGCCUCACCAAGGGAGGACUGGCAGAGAGGACGGGAGCGAUCCACAUCGGGGACAGUAUCCUUACACACACACACACACACACACACACACACCUAAACCCUGGUGUUUCUCUGUGUGUAGGACGGGGAGCGAUCCACAUCGGGGACAGGAUCCUUGCCAUCAACUGUAACAGUCUGAAGGGUAAACCACUGAGUGAAGCCAUUCACCUGCUGCAGAUGGCUGGAGAGUCUGUCACACUGAAGAUCAAGAAACAGGGAGACUUGGCCAGUCCCAAGCUGCCGUCGGUGUCUGGUCAUCUCAGUGAUGUGAUGCUGAGUGAUGUGGAGGACGAGGCAGGGUUAGGCGGGCUGGGAAACCAGGCAGAGAGCCAGAAACAUGGGAAGCUCUCUGACCUCUACUCCACCACCAUCCCCUCUGUGGACUCAGCCGUGGAGUCCUGGGACGGUUCGGCCAUAGACACCACCUUCAACACCCAGGCCCCAGGUUUCCAGGCGUCUGGCUACAGCUUCCACAGCCAUGAGUGGAGGAACGCCAAGCCCAGCCAAGGCAGCCUGUCCCCCGUCAGCACCCGCCAGAGACACAACGUCCUGGCAGACCUGGGCCUCAGCGACGACGAAUGGGACAGACCCACCGCCGGCGGAGCUUCUACACUGCCCACGGGUCUAAUCACUGACAGCAGGUUCACUGUGGGUCAUGACGGGACCGAGCCGGACCAGGAAGAGAACUUCUGGUCUCAGGCCCUGGAAGAUCUAGAGACCUGUGGCCAGUCUGGCAUCCUGAGGGAACUGGAGGACGAGCCAGACAGGCUUCUGAAUAAGAGAAACUUGGCCACCAUUAUGUCAGGCAGCAGUCUGAGUCUGAACCAUGACCCUGCUCCUCUGAGGAGCCACCUGGGUCGGCAGGCCAGCUUCCAGGAGCGCAGCGCAGCCCGGCCGCAGUACAACCAGUCCUCGCGCUCCAACACCCUGCCCAGUGACGGGGGGCGCAAGGCCUUCGCCAUGAGGAAGAUGAAGCAGGAGAUGAAUGACGUCAUGUCGCCCACCCCCGUGGAGCUGCACAAGGUGAGUCUGUUGAAGGAGUCGGACCUUGAAGACUUUGGCUUCAGUGUGUCGGAUGGCCUCCUGGAGAAAGGUGUCUAUGUCAACAACAUCCGUCCAGGUGGACCUGCAGAGGUCGGGGGCCUGAAGUCCUACGACAGGCUGCUACAGAUCAACCACGUGAGGACCAGAGACUUCGACUGCUGUCUGGUGGUCCCUCUGAUCGCCGAGUCAGGAAACAAACUGGACCUGGUGAUCAGCAGGAACCCUGCUUCCUCCAGAACCGGGUCCCAGUCAGAACUGAACCAGCUACCCGCCGAGGAGCCUGUUAUCAACUGGACCGAGCCGGGGGACAGCCUCUCUGGCCCUCCACCGAACCAGAACCACCAUUCCUUGUCCAGGAUGGCUGCUGGAAUCGGGGUGACUGGGAUCGGGGCGGCGCUGGCCGGGGCUGGGCUAGAUGAUAAAGACCCCACUAAGACCUUAUAGCAGACUGGAGGUCUGAAGGCCCAAGGCUCUCUCUUUCUGUCGAUCUAUCUGUCCCACUAAGACCUUAUAGCAGACUGGAGGUCUGAAGGCCCAAGGCGCUCUCUUUCUGUCGAUCUAUCUGUCCCACUAAGACCUUAUAGCAGACUGGAGGUCUGA